AUGUUCUUCUUCAUGUGCAAAUCCAAGAAGACCAUGUCCCGGAAAGUGACGUCACCCACCCCACGAUCAUCCCCUUCCUUGAGAAAAUCCCAACACCACUCCUCCUCCUCAAACCCUUACGACUCCACCGGCUCCGACAAUUUCAUCAUCCCUAGCACCGCCUCCACCUCCAGCUUCUAUCGUAACUCCCACGGCAGCUUGAAUUCCACACGCGCCUCCCUCUCCGGCCUCCGCGAGUCUAUCUCACGCGAGCAGCCCCACAUCUACGAUUUCCAGGAGAUCAUCGCCGCCACCAACAACUUCCUCAUCAAGCCCCACUCGAAAUCCUCCUCCUCCACCGCCUGGCGGUGCACCGUGCGCGAUCAGCUCUGCCUGAUCUUCCAGCGCCGAACCCGCCGCCAGAUGGACACCGCACAGAUCGUCGACCGCCUUGCCGUGAUUUGCCGGAGCCACCACUCCAGCCUCGUCAAGCUGAAAGGCGCCUCCAUUUCCGGCGCCUACAUCUACCUGGUCUACGAUUAUAUUCCUGGUGCAAAUCUCGCCGAUUGCCUAAGAAACGCGAGGAACCCUAAUUUCACGGUGCUGUCUAAUUGGAUGUCGCGCAUGCGGGUCGCCUCUGACAUUGCCCAUGGUCUGGACUAUGUCCACAACUCAACUGGGCUAGGGUUUGAAUUUGUGCACAAUCACAUUAAGAGUAGCAGCGUAAUCGUGGUCGAGCCGUCCCUCAAUGCUAAACUCUGCCAUUUCGGGACGUCCGAGCUUUGUGGUGAGAUUAUCAGAGAAGAAUGUAGUGUGGAUUCGAAUAGGGAGUUGAAAAGAUCGAGCAGCAAGGUCAAUAAGCUUGAGGGAACCCGGGGGUAUAUGGCCCCUGAGUUCCAAAAGAGUGGGAUAGUGACACAAAAAUGCGAUGUUUAUGCAUUUGGGGUUGUAAUUCUUGAGUUGUUAUCAGGUAUGGAGGCUUUGGCAUAUAAAAUUGAUGAGGAGAGUGGGAGUUAUGCAAGAAUAUCGGUGGUGGAGACUGCCAGGGAAGCCGUGAAGGAAGGUGGAGUCCGGAAGUGGGUGGACAGGAGGCUGAGGGACUCUUACCCAGUGGCGGUGGUGGAGAAAUUGGCCCGCCUGGCCCUGGACUGCGUGGAGGAUGACCCUGACAACCGGCCAGAUAUGGGUAGAGUUGCUGUUCGUGUCUCACAGAUGUUUUUGGAAUCGCAAGACUGGGCGGGGAAUAUGGGUUCGGUUACUGACUUCACGGUUACCCUCGGCCCACGGUGA
Messenger RNA from Striga hermonthica, 1269 nucleotides. The record is from the annotation of a GenBank genome assembly. Lineage: Eukaryota; Viridiplantae; Streptophyta; Magnoliopsida; Lamiales; Orobanchaceae.